Molecule: messenger RNA, 1562 nt
Organism: Nicotiana tabacum (common tobacco)
Lineage: Eukaryota; Viridiplantae; Streptophyta; Magnoliopsida; Solanales; Solanaceae
Source: RefSeq, a predicted model, not a curated record
UUCAUUCUUUCUCCAAGUAUUGUUGGCUGCAUAAGCAAAAUGACAAGCAUAGGGAAGCUGGGGCAAUGGCCUUUACUUGUAACUGCUUUGGCAAUUUGCUUUAUAGCCAGCACUGUUGUUGCUGAUUACUCUUAUGGGUAUGCUUCUCCCUUGCCUUCUUACAACUCUAAGAAGUAUUACAAAUCAUCAUCACCGCCCAAGUACCUAGUACCUACUCCUUACUAUAAGUCACCUACUAUUGCAAAACAUUAUUACAAGUCACCAGCUCCCGCAAAAUACUACAAAUCUCCAGCUCCAGUAAAAUACUACAAGGCACCAGCUCCUGCAAAAUACUACAAGUCGCCAGCUCCCGUAAAAUACUACAAGUCGCCAGCUCCCGCAAAAUACUAUAAGUCACCAGCUCCUUCAAAGAACUACUACAAGUCACCAUCACCCGCAAAAUACUACAAAGCGCCAGCUCCCGCAAAAUACUAUAAGGCGCCAGCUCUCGCAAAAUAUUACAAAUCACCAGCUCCCACAAAAUAUUACAAGGCACCAGCUCCCGCAAAAUACUACAAAUCGCCAGCUCCCGCAAAAUACUACAAGUCGCCAGCUCCCGUAAAAUACUACAACUCGCCAGCUCAUUCAAAGAACUACUACAAGUCGCCAGCUCCUUCAAAGAACUACUACAAGUCACCAGCUCCUUCAAAAAACUACUACAAGUCACCAUCGCCUGCAAAGUACUACAAGUCACCAUCCCCGGCAAAAUAUUACAAAUCGCCUACUCCCUCUAAAUACUAUAAGUCACCGCCACCACCAAAAUAUUACAAGUCCCCAGUUUACUACAAGUCUCCACCACCACCAACUUAUUAUGAGAAAUCACCUUCGUAUUACAAGUCACCUCCAUCUCCUCCAAAAUACUAUGAGCAGUUACCUUAUUACAAGUCACCUCCAUCCCCACCAAAAUACUAUGAGCAAUCACCAUCUUCUUACAAAUCUCCACCUCCACCAUACUACAAAGAAUCUACACCUUCCUAUAAAUCACCUCCACCUCCACCAAAAUACUACGAGCAAUCGCCUAUAACUUACAACUUGCCAUCUCUACCAAAAACCUAUGAAAAAUCACCAUCUUAUUACUCACCUCCACCACCUGCAAACUAUUACAAGCAAACUCCUAGCUAUGCCUCACCUCCACCACCUAAGAAUUACAAGGAUUCCGCUACCUAUGCUUCACCUCCACCACCUAAGAAUUACAAGGAUUCCGCUACCUAUGCUUCACCUCCACCACCUGAGAAGUACGAGCAAUCUGCCACCUAUGCUUCACCUCCACCCCCAUCAGUAUCUCCUCCGCCAACCUACUACUAAUUUUAACAAUUCAAUCAUUUUCGCCAUUUCCAUGACUUUUUAUUCCGUUUUGUCUUAUUUUUAGCAACUCCAUUUCCUCAGCCAAAAUUUGAUGUAUGCUUCCCGCAAUGAUCGGGUUUGCUUAUUAUGUGUUCAAUGUUCUUUUGUUUUAAUAAUUUGUAUUAUUUAUUGUUUGAUUUAAGUAAGAUCCUUGAGAUCUCCAUCAAUUCUGCUCAUUA